This is a messenger RNA of Glarea lozoyensis ATCC 20868, 927 nucleotides long. Its product is annotated as NAD(P)-binding Rossmann-fold containing protein. NCBI's taxonomy places the organism in Eukaryota, Fungi, Ascomycota, Leotiomycetes, Helotiales, Helotiaceae. The record is from RefSeq and is a predicted model, not a curated record. The transcript is spliced from 4 exons. Bases 1 to 927 code for a protein of 308 amino acids.
AUGAUGAAAAUAGCUAUAGCCGGUUCCGGCGGAUUGGCACGGAUAUUUGCACAAUAUCUCAGAGAGACGGAGCACAUAACUAUCAUACUCUCUAGAACUGCACAACCAGACUUUGAAGACUUGGACUGUCAGGUAGUUGUGGUCGACUAUCGUAACCAGCAAGAUCUGGAGUAUUAUCUUCGGGGAGUUGACAUCGUCAUAUCCACCGUUUCAGGCGCCUCCCAGAUAAACUUAAUUGACGCAGCAGCACACUCUCGCGUCAGCCGCUUCAUCCCCGCCGAAUUCGAAGGCUCACCCAGCCGUCGCCGUUCCAGCGACCCUGACGUCCGUGGGAAACGCGAGUCUCUGGCGCGUCUCAAAGAAUGGAACUCAGAUUCACGUCAUCGCAUGCGUUACACCAUCUUCACUUGUGGCGUUUUCUACGAGCGAUUCGCCAGAGGAGGCCUUGCUUCUCUCGGUAUCGGUGCCAACAGCGGCAUCCAGUAUCAGGGCGAUUACAUUAUGAAUCUUGGGACUGGAACGGCGGAGACGGUCGUGCAAACGAGCACGGGGGAUCCGGUGGAGUUUUGUAUGAUUUCAGUGUGGGAUUUGGCGCAGUAUGUGGUCAAGGCGAUUGACCUGGGAGUGGAGACUUGGCCGACUGAGUAUAGGGUUCAGGGAGACCGGAGGAGUGUUAGUGAGAUUUUGCAGUGGGGGGCUAUUGUUUUGAAUCUUGAUCAUCUGGAUACCAUAUAUCACCAAGCUGGCAACCUUCAAGCUCAUGUCGAUCAUGCGAGAGCGACCUUUGAUUGGGGCAAAGUCGCCCGUUUCGAGGAACUCGUCGCUACGGAGAAAGGUCGAUAUUGCUUCUCUGCCCCGACACUCACGUUGGCUAGCGUCAACCCGAUUCCUUUCUGGAAUUGGUUGCAGAGAGAAUGGGGAUCUUAG